This is a messenger RNA of Drosophila ficusphila, 3280 nucleotides long. RefSeq names its product late secretory pathway protein AVL9 homolog. The record is from RefSeq and is a predicted model, not a curated record. Gene Ontology annotation, cellular component: cytoplasm. The transcript is spliced from 4 exons. The coding region runs from base 306 to 2432 and encodes 708 amino acids. Lineage: Eukaryota; Metazoa; Arthropoda; Insecta; Diptera; Drosophilidae.
UGCGAAAAUCAAGUCUAUCGAUAACCGGCGAAUGCGCAUCUAAUUGGAGUAAAAAUUAAACACAAAAGAUUGUUUUUUAAUGCGGAAUUAGCCAAGCUGCGGAAAAACAAUAGCGGUUAAUUGCGAAAACGAGUGCACAGUGGGCGGAGCAACAACAACUGCGUGGCGUGGAGACACGAGUGCGAGCGAGAGGGCUGAUGCGGUAGUGGCCCAUCCGAUUCCCUAGGAUUUUUUUGCAGGCAGAAAGGAACCUUUUUUUUUUUUGGAGGACAACGCGAGCUCGGCGUGCUCCGGCAAGGACAACGAUGGCCAGCGAGCCCGAGAACAAGCCGCCCAUACUGCACAUACUCGUGGUGGGCUUCCACCACAAGCUGGGCUGCCAGGUGGAGUUCUCGCACCCGCCACUGAUUUCGGGCUCCACGGGACGCCACGAGUGUCCCUCCGGCUGGAAGUAUCUGCCCACUCUGGCCCUGCCAGACGGAUCGCACAACUUUACGGAGGACACGGUGUUCUUCAACCUGCCCAGUUUGUACGAGCCUGCAGCGAGUAUCUAUGGCGUAUCCUGCUACCGACAAAUACCCGUGGAGAAGCUGAAAAUCCGCACGGCGGACGUCACACGCAGCACGGUCCAGAAGUCCGUGUGCAUCCUGGCCCGCCUGCCCAUCUACGGGUACAUUGAGGUGAAGCUGGCGCUGAUUGCCGACGCCUUUUUCGAUCAGGGCGACUUCUCCGGCACAGAACUGCUGGUCAAGGCCUACCAGCAGCUGAACGCCUGCCUUCAGGAUGACGAAUCGCGUCGGCCACUGCGCCACUUCCAUGUCGGCUUGUCGUUGCGGGAGAUAGUGCUCCAUUGGCGCCACAAGUCGCUCAUGCUGUUCAAACUUUUGCUCCUGCAGCGACGUGUGGUGUGCUUCGGCUCGCCCGUGCGCCAGAUGUGCGUCCUCAUCCUGGGCAUGGCCUCGCUGGUGCCGCGGCUGCUAGAGAAGGGCUUCCAGGAGGUGGCCUGUGUGCGCACCUCCCGACCUCUGUCGCCCAUGCCCGACUUCACGGACUCGCUGCAGCGGGAGGCUCAGGCGGAAGCAGAAGCCGAGGCCGAGCUAGAGGCAGUGGCCGCCGGCCGAGGAGUUGGUCAUGAGGAGCAGAAACUCACGCCGGAGAGUGCCACGGCGGCGGAGGGCGAGGCCGAGGAGCUGGCCUUUGUCUCAUCCGCUGCCUCGGCGGGCGAAGAGCAGGCCAGCGGCGACGACACCUCGCCCCGUUCCACGCCCAACUCACAAUCGCAGGACUCCUCGAACGGCAGGAACAGCUCGCUGACCCGAGAGGCCAGCGUGGACACACUGGCGUCAAACCUCGCCGCCCUGUGCGCUGUAAAUCCGGAUGAGUAUCGCGCGCCGGUCAGCAUCUUCGCCAGCGGCAAUCUCUGCCUGCCGUAUCUGUCGCUGCCGUACAUGGACCUGCUUAGCGAUCCCAUGGUGCUCUCCUAUGUCAUCGGCACCUCCAACGUGCUGUUCCAGCAGAAGCGUCAGCUGGCUGACGUUUUGGUGGACAUCGAGGCGGCCAAUCUGGACUCGCACGAUCCGGAGCUGAGGCGUCAACUUGUGCUGAGCACUGAGGACCUGCGCUACAUGGACUACAUCAUGAAGCACGUACAAUCGCCCAAGGAGGAUGCCGAGGGCAGCGAGUAUUGGAUCCGGGAACAGUUCCAAGGCUACAUUCUGGCCCUCCUGCGGACGGCCGUGGCUCCUGAUGCCACGCCCAAGGACAACGAUCAUUUCAAUGCGCAUUUCAUGGCCGCCUUUAAGCGCACUCAAUGCUUUCAGGAGUGGUAUGAUGUGAGACCCGAACCCGAGUUCUUUGAAGCCCUGCCCGCUGGUCAUCCCUUUGCCGGAACUUUGUCCGUGGCGGAUAUGAAACUAAAACUUGCACAAACCAUGCAGAACAGCGAGAGCGGGCGGAAGAUCAACCAGGCGGUGAACACCACAAGUCGAGCGGUGGGCGGUGCGAUUUCGCAGGCCAAGGGCGCCUUCUCCAGCUGGUGGUCAUCCAUCACAACGCCGCCAGCGAAUGCCAACACGUCAGCGACAAACAGCACCAAUGGACAGGAGGGUGAUGCGAGCGAAGGAGCCAGCGCGCAAGAGAUCUCAGUUACAUUCCAGAACCACAAGGACGUUGAGGACCUGGACGUGGCGGGGGUCAGCAUUCACCUGGCUGGCCAGGAAGAGGCACACGAGUCGCACGAGUCCCAAGUCACGAGUUGUGAGCAACCGCAGGGCAUUGUUGAGAUCGGACGCGAGGCGGAAAUGCUGGACAAAGCUGAACCGCCGGAGGAAGCCAAGGUCUCGGCCGCAAGUCAAGCCAUUCGACCAGGAUGUGGCGGAGAUGUGGCCACCUCAGCUGUGGAGCGCAGCAGUGGCGAUGUCUUCAUUGUCUGAGGAUAUCAGCACUAUCGAGAGCAUUGUAUAAAAUUGUUCUAAGCUAAAUGAUAAUUAUUUAUUACGCAACAAAUUGUCUCAAUGUUGAAUUUAUAUUUCCUACUCGUGCUCGUCUCGUUUUGUGUAUACCCAAACUCUAAAGGAAGGUUGACUUGUACACCCAAUUGUAGGGAUUAAAUCUAGGGACAAUUAAUUGCCAUAUUGAAUUCAAUUAAAAAGAAAAUUAAGUAAAUUGUAUACCUAUACAAAUAUUAAAAGCUAAGGAACUUAUCUUUUCAGGGAAACAUAAAACACUUAAAAACAAAUAUAUGUCUGUAUUUUAUUAUAUGUUGAUAUAUGUAUAUGUAAUGCAUACUUUGAAAAUGUGUAAAAUUCAAUUUGUACUUAAAAUUGUAUUAAAUAUAUAUUAUAAAAAAUGUAUAUGCCCUAUAAAAAAUAUUUUCAAACAUGUAAGAUUAGUAUGGCAUAGAAUUGUCUCUUUAUUGCUUUCCCCCUGCAAGUUUUGGGGUCACAAGUCGAUACCACCCUGACCUACACUCAAUUGGCCAAAAGAUAAUAUUAUUUGAUAUUUAUAGAUGCGUACACCUAAGUUAUCCUUGCCGUCUCCACCCACCACUCAGUGUAUAUGUAUAACCAUGUAAAGCUAAACCGUUCCAAGUGCAAUUUGUAAUCCAAAAAGACAGCGGAGAUCCGUAACAAAAGCAGAAUUCGUGUGGCAAUAAGCAACUAAAGAAAAUGGGAUAUUAUGGAAAGACCCGACCCGACCUUGUCCAGGGCUCGCUGUGUCCCAAUCUAUUUACCUAAUCCAAAUGUAAUCCAAAAUAAAUACAUUUCAUAAUGCAUUUAAA